Messenger RNA from Saprolegnia parasitica CBS 223.65, 1428 nucleotides. RefSeq lists its product as hypothetical. The transcript has 8 exons. The record is from RefSeq and is a predicted model, not a curated record. NCBI's taxonomy places the organism in Eukaryota, Oomycota, Saprolegniomycetes, Saprolegniales, Saprolegniaceae. Gene Ontology annotation, cellular component: nucleolus. Bases 1 to 1428 code for a protein of 475 amino acids. Gene Ontology annotation, molecular function: histone H3K4 demethylase activity; histone H3K36 demethylase activity.
AUGUCUGCGCCGUCGUCGUCCAAGCGCCGCAAGGUCGAAGAGAAGCACCCGCUCGUGAUCGACGCCCCAAUCGAGGCCGAUGACGUCACGGACGCGCAUGAGCUCGCGAUGGACACGGGCCUCCACAGCUCGACCAAGGCCAAGCUCUUCUUCCAAUGGCUCAUUUACCCCGUGACGCUCGAGGACUUUUACGCCAACUACUGGGAGCGCAAGCCGCUCGUGAUCAAGCGCCACUUCGAGUCCUACUACGACGGGUGGUUUAGCCGCGACGAGAUCGACCGCAUGCUGCGUGAGCACACGCUCGAGUAUGGCGAGGACAUUGACCUGACGCGGUACCAAAACGAUGUGCGCACGACGCUCAACCCGGACGGCGCGGCCAACCCGGCGACGGUCUGGAAGCACUUUGAGCAAGGGUGCUCGGUGCGCCUUUUGUGCCCGCAGAAAUUCUCCGACCCUGUCUGGAAGAUGCUCUCGAUCCUCGAGGAGGAGUGGGGCUGCAUGGCCGGCUCCAACACGUACCUCACGCCCAAGGGCACCCAGGGCUUCGCACCGCAUUACGAUGACAUUGAAGCCUUCUUGCUUCAGGUCGAAGGCAAGAAGCAGUGGCAGGUGUACGCGCCGUUGAGCGACGAAGAGACGCUUCCGCGCACAUCGAGCCGCAACUUCAAGCAGGACGAGAUCGGGACGCCGAUCGUCGACGUGCUCGUCGAGCAAGGCGACUUGAUUUACUUUCCCCGCGGCUUUAUCCACCAGGCACAGAGCCCCGACGAUGUCGACUCGCUGCACGUGACGGUCUCGACGGGCCAGCAAAAUUGCUAUGGCAACCUCCUCGAGACGCUCAUGCCGCAGGCCGUGACCAACGUGAUUGCCCAAAACCUCGAGUUGCGCAAGUCGCUGCCGCGUGACUACCUCGGCUACAUGGGCGCCAUUCACUCGGACAAGACCGAGGACCCUCGCCGCGUCGCGUUCCUCGCCGCGCUCAAGAAGAACCUCCGCGAGAUUGUGACGGAAGCCAUGGACAUUGCGGACGCGGCGUGCGACCAAAUGGCGCGCAACUUUCUCGUCGACCGUCUCCCGCCCAUGCUCGAAGACGAGGAGGAAGACUGCACGGUCGAGGGCAGUCCGCGGCCAAAGAUCAACGUCAACGCGCGCUUCAAGCUGCUGCGGUACGGCAUUGCGCGCCUGGCGAUCGAGGACGGGAAGGCCGUCGUGUACCACUGCAAGGAGAACUCGCGCAAGCACCACGAGAACCCGCUGUCGCCGCUUGAGUUUGAGAUUGACGACGCCGAGAGCAUCGAGUACAUCUUUGAGAGCUAUCCGGCGUUCUUCCGCGUCGGCGACCUGCCGCAUGAAGACCCGGCCGACCAGAUCGGGCUCGUCAAAGCCCUUUACGAAGAAGGGCUUCUCAUGUUUGAAAAGAACGAGUAA